Molecule: messenger RNA, 2465 nt
Organism: Hyla sarda
Lineage: Eukaryota; Metazoa; Chordata; Amphibia; Anura; Hylidae
Exons: 11
Coding region: 616-2154 (512 amino acids)
Biological process (GO): negative regulation of T cell proliferation; cell surface receptor signaling pathway; immune response
Cellular component (GO): external side of plasma membrane
Source: RefSeq, a predicted model, not a curated record
CGCCGUUUGCCCGUUACAGGUCUUUUUCUGUGUCUUAAAAUUAGCACUUAACUGGCAAAGGCGGGGUUACUGCCUUCAACUGCCACUGUGUUGUAACCGCCGCCCUGCCCGCAGCACUGCCUGGCUAAUGAAUAUUCAUAUAUUGCCUAACUAUGUUGUCUCAAACUGCCUACACCCUUACUUCAGCGCUGCUCUGUACGAAUGAAGCAGCGCUGAAGAGCGCUUCCGGGUGUAGUGAGAAAUCCCGCACAUGUGCAGUAGCGUCCGGGACUCGGCCGAUAUGAGACAACAUAGUAAGGCAAUAUAUGAAUAUUCAUUAGCCGGGCGGUGCUGCGGGCAGGGCGGCGGUUACAACACAGUGGCAGUUGAAGGCAGUAACCCCGCCUUUGCCAGUUAAGUGCUAAUUUUAAUACACAGAAAAAGACCUGUAACGGGCAAACGGCGCAGCGGAUCCGGGCAAGUGACCUUCUAAGAUGUGAGCGUGACUUCCUCUUCUAGUCUCUUCCUCUUGCUUCAUAAGAAACAGAAAUAUUGAUACUUGAAGAACACGAAGAAGAAGCUUCCUGCAGAUUCUGCUCAGUCUCAUACAUCGUCCGUCGUCCUCCACCAUCUACAAUGAGACUUUCCAUCCUGAUCUUCUGUCUCUUCCAUGGGACUUGUUGGACAUCAAAUCAUUAUUGUAUUUACCAACCAAAAACCGUCCAUGUGAAGGAAGGAGAUUCAGUCACCAUCCCAUGUACAUACACCUAUCCUGAGCGCUACGGAGGGGAGUCACAGAUUAUUAUAUAUUGGGGAGAGAGUAAUGGAUCUUACUGUUCUUAUAUGAAGAAAAAUAUCACAGAUAAUUCUGGGAAUGUUGUAGAUGAGUAUAAAGAGCGGAUCUCUAGAGUAACCCAUCCUGAUCACCGGACAGAGUCUCUCAUAAUCCGAGGACUGAAAUAUACAGAUGGAGACAGGUUCUGCUGUACAGCGACUAUGUAUAGGACUGUAGGUGAUCCAUACAUCUGGUCUGACUUUUUUGGGACCUCUCUCAUUUUUGAAGAUGGGGACAAGUUAUAUCAGGUGGAGGAGUUGAUGGCCGUCCCAGGAGAAGAGAUGGUCAUUCCCUGUAACUACUCACAGGAGACCCUGGGGGAAGCCACACAAGUCACAUGGUAUAGAGGAGAUCAUGAACUAUGUGCUGAUAACGAGAAAGAUACAACAAUUUACAACUGGGACUCCACACACCCAGGAGCUGUAUAUCCAUAUUCACUGGUGAACCCCCCUCUAGACAUCUCUCUGCGUAUACACAGGGUACAGGGUAAUGAAUAUCGCCAUUAUUGUUGUCGUGUGAUCACCCGUAAAGGAGUAAUAGAAAGAGGAUAUGGGACAGAGCUGAUCAUUACAGACUACCAAUCCUCAGCAUUCAAUGUUACCCAGCCAUAUACCAUCACAGGACAUAGAGGAGAGUCUGUGGCACUAAGCUGCUCCUACACAUCAUUUAUGGAGAGGGAUGUCCUGGGGGUCACUAUUUACUGGAGAUUGGGCAACCUAAGCGGACCUUAUGUCUACCACCACUACAAAGAGAUGGUUCAUCCCGGUUAUAGAGGAAGAACGGGAAUACAAGGAGCAGCAGAUCUCCACAUACAGGGGGUGAAGAUGUCAGAUGACUCCAUGUAUUACUGCUUUGUGAUCAUCAGAUUGUGUACUGGAUUUAAGAAAUAUGAAAAAGAAAUCCAGUAUGGAGGAGGGACCCGAUUCAUUGUGACAGAUAAACAGAGCCUUGUGUUAAUUGGUUCCAUCUCUGGUGCAGUCCUGUUGCUUCUCCUGUGUGUGAUCAUAUUGAUCCUUAAGACAACAGGCGUAAUUUGUAAAAAGAAAACUGUGCCUGAUGUAAUGGAAACUUCUGAUAGUCAACUAAAGGUGACAUUUACUUUAGAAGAAAAACCUUAUUGUGAGAUCUCAACAAAGAACACAGAACAUGAUGAAGAAGCAGAGAGUAAGGAAGGAAAAAUAGAUAAGAAGAGGAUGAAGAGUGAAAAAGAUGAUGAAGAGAGGGAGAACAUUCUCUAUUCAGAACUAAACAAAACCAAACUGCAACAAAGAAGCCCAUCUCCGUACCAAAGACCGGAAGAAGACACUGUCUAUACCACUGUCAGAGGUAGAAAUGUGUGAUACAGCGGAUAGUACUUCUAAAAUAAGGAACUCUCCAACUCUGUAUAACCGCAUCUCUAUUCCAUUAUUUUUAUAAGUUAAGGCCAACGUGUUUCGGAUGUCUCAUACUUACUCAUGACUGUAUGUUAAUUUUAGAUGUGCAUAGAGAAAGUGCACACAACAUUCUGAAUUAAUAUUUCAAUUCAUGACCCCCUAGGUCCCAAGGACUGUAUACACGUGCAUGGCUCCAAGGAUUGUAUACAUGUACAUGAUCCCAAGGAUUGUAUACACAUACAUGGUCCCAAGGAUUGUAUACAUGUACAUGGUCUCUA